AUGUCCCUCGCCUCGCUCGUCCCGGAUACUCGGGUUGACCCAGCUCUCCUUCCUUCGCUGCUGCCCUGGAGCCUGCGCUUCAACUUCCUCUACCCCUACUGCGACCUCUUCUCCCACAUCGUGCCCACCGAACCUGGGCCCCCUCGCUGGAACGCCGAACUCGAAGCCUACUACCGCACCUUCGACACGCAGGUCUGGUAUCUCCUCGGACACGAUCACGACACCGAUACAUUCGCCCUCGAGAAGCUGCGGUCGAGGCAAGGCGAGCUCAAGCGACGCAAGCGCAAGAAGGAGCAUGGCGAUGGAGUUCCCUGGGCCGACUUGGAAGCCGCCAUUGCCGCCGUUCAAUCCCGCAUAUUGAUGCGAUGGAGCAAGCUUCUUGGCCUGCACGAAAUCCGCCUCGUCUUUCUCAGACCGCUGGAGAAGCUGCAUCAUUCGUACGACGACUUCUACCUCAUGAGGAAGGUCUUGCCGCCCAUGCCCUACGAGCGCCCUAUCGCGCGACCUUGUUCUCUGUGGCCUAUCUCUGCGCGGGUACCGCAUUACUGCGACCGGCAGAAACGGGUGUGCCUCUGGCACGACGGCGUCAACUGGGACGAGUACGCUCUGCCGGACCGCCCGACAACCGACUCGGCGAGGCGGCGAUUCGAGCCGACGGCAGCGGAGGUGCUGGAAGAUGCGGAGGAGUCGGGUGAAGCGGGAUGGGCGGAGGCAACGAUGGACGACACGACAACUCCUCUCCUUCUCGCACGCUCGAACGGAGCGCGCUCGUCCGCCUUCAUUCCAGCAUUUACGGGCCUCUUCCAUCGCCGGCACGGGCAGGCAACGUAG
Rhodotorula toruloides NP11 is the source of this 831-nucleotide messenger RNA. RefSeq lists its product as uncharacterized. NCBI's taxonomy places the organism in Eukaryota, Fungi, Basidiomycota, Microbotryomycetes, Sporidiobolales, Sporidiobolaceae. The record is from RefSeq and is a predicted model, not a curated record. The transcript is spliced from 3 exons. The coding region runs from base 1 to 831 and encodes 276 amino acids.